UGGUUGGAGAGCUGUGUGAACGGGGCUGCGCUUCUCGAGGCUCCUCUUCUGUUUUUCUUCAUCUCCUCCGCAAAAAAAAAAGAACGAGAAGAAGAAGAAGAAGCCAAACUAACACACUAUGGAUCCGUGGGAGCAGGAAGCAGUGGCUUUAUUAAUUACUUUCAGAUAGUUUUUUUUUUUUUUUGUGGCCGUGUGGAAGUAAUUACAGAGGCAUUUUUGGAUUUCCAAACUCCUAAGCUUAUUGAAAAGCAAGGGUUGUGGGAAUGCAGUUGGGGAGCAAAUGAAAUGCAACAUAUGACCCACUUCCAAGUCAGAAACUGGGAAUGCGUUAGGUAGCCUUUAAGAAGAAGAGUGACAUUGUUCACACGGGAUAGUUUAUACUUUUUAAAGUUCAGAAGAACUUUUCCUAGCUUUUGUUCUGUUGUGUAUAUCCAGUAAACGAUGGCAGAACAACUUUAUUUUGAAUAAUGUUAAUAUUACUUAUGCUUUCCUGAAUAAUCUCAUCUCCUGAACUCCACUUGGCAGCAAUUACCAGUUUCAGCUGUAGAGAAGAUCUUGUGAUGCUGAGAACCAUGACAGGGACUUACAGCUCCACCAUGAAGACUUUGGAAGAUCUGACCCUGGACUCUGGGUAUGGAGCAGGUGAUUCUUGCAAGUCUCUGAGCCUGUCAUCAUCUAAAUCUAAUUCCCAGGCCUUUAUGAGUGCUAGCCAUCGUGGUAACUGGUGGUAUUAUUCUGGCUCAAUGAAUAGCAGAAACAAUAGCUGGGAUACUGUCAACACAGUCUUGCCAGAAGAUCCAGAAGACAUCUUUUCUAAGUGCUCAAAGCUUCCAGAGUUAGAGGAGUUUCCAUGGAACGAUGAAGAGGUGGGCAGGGUCCUUUGCAAAGGAGCUGGAAAAGGGCAUGUGUUUUCUCAAGAUGCUGUCCGCAGGUUGUCAAUACUCUUACGGAGAGCCCUCAUCCGCAUCUCCAGGGAGGCACAGAGACUCAGUGUCAUGCAUUCCAGAUGCACACGCUUCGAGGUGCAAAGUGCCAUCCGCCUGGUGCUCAGCUGGGCCUUGUCCGAAAACUGUAUCGCAGCUACAGUGAAAGCCAUUUCCCUUUACAGCAUGAGUGCCGGAGAGUGGUUGCGCAAGGGCAAAUCGGAACUCUGUGGGCUAAGAUUUUCGGUUGGACAUUUUUUCCGCUGGAUGGUGGACACCCGCAUUUCAGUACGCAUCCAUGAGUAUGCAGCUAUCUGCCUGACAGCGUGCAUGGAGGGACUGGUGGAGGAGAUUGGAGCGCGUGUUCGUGGAGCACAGCAAGAAAACCCUGACUGGAGUGGUGGUGGGGGUAAUGGGAUCACAGCAGAGGCAUUGGAGGGGGUCAUCAACAACGACGCGGAACUUUGGGGGGUCCUACAAACAUAUGAGCACCUCAUCUGUGGGAAGAAUGCCAAUGGGGUACUUUCAUUACCUGCUCACUUCAGCCCUUACACAGAAGGCUCAGUGAAUCUGGACAAUCGAGAAGAUGCGUAUGCCCACCUGGAACUUCGCACUCUGGAGCAGUCUCUCUUGGCAACUUGUGUUGGCAGCAUAUCUGAAUUGAGUGACCUGGUGUCGAGGGCAAUGCAUCAUAUGCAGAGACUUAGUGCAGUUUGUCCAGGCCUUAGUCCAGUACGGCAGAGCAGGCAACAGUCCAUGUCGUGGUCUCCUGAUGCACUUCAUACUCUGUAUUACUUCCUCCGCUGCCCACAGAUGGAAUCCAUGGAAAAUCCAAACUUGGACCCUCCUAAAAUGUCUCUCAACAAGGAAAGACCGUUUCUGUUGCUGCCUCCUCUGAUGGAGUGGAUGAGGGUCGCUAUUGUUCAUGCUGAGCACCGACGCAGCCUCUUGGUGGACAGCGAUGAUGUCAGGCAGACAGCCCGGCUUUUGUUACCAGGCCUGGAUUGUGAACCCCGCCAGCUCAAGUCUGAGUGCUGUUUCAGUUCCUUCAGGAGACUCGACGCUAAAGCAGCAAGUGACAAGUUCCAGCAGGAUCUGGGCUUUCGAAUGCUUAACUGUGGAAGGACUGACCUCAUAAACCAGGCCAUUGAAUUGCUGGGUACAGAUGGAGUUAACACAAUGGAUGACCAGGGUAUGACUCCUCUGAUGUACGCCUGCUCAGCAGGAGAUGAAGCCUUGGUACAGAUGUUGAUUGACGCUGGAGCGAACCUUGAUAUUGCAGUUCCAGGUUUUUCACAGAAAUACCCAUCUGUUCAUCCAGAUUGUCGUCACUGGGUGGCUUUGACAUUUGCAGUUCUACAUGGGCACAUUUCUGUGAUUCAGCUCCUUUUAGAUGCUGGUGCCAAUGUGGAGGGAUCAGCCAUUAGCAAUGGGGAGGAGAGAUAUGCAGAGACUCCUUUGCAGCUGGCAUCUGCAGCAGGUAACUAUGAAGUGGUGAAUCUUCUCCUAUCUCGAGGGGCUGACCCUUUGCUGAAAAUGCAUGAUGGCAGUGGCCUAACAUCGUCUCUUUAUGAAGAAAUGAACUGUUUUAGUCACGCCGCAGCCCAUGGACACAGGAAUGUGCUGAGGAAACUGUUAAGCCAGCCUCAGCAGUUAAAAGGAGAUGUUUUAUCCCUGGAGGAAAUUCUGGCUGAAGGGGUGGAAGCCGAGCUGCUGGUCUGCCGGCCUGUUAGCCCCAGUGAAGGCCAGCUGAAGCUGUGCAAAGCCCGCAUGAAGGCCCUGCAAGAAGCCACUUACUACAGCGCAGAACAUGGCUAUCUAGACGUCACUAUGGAGCUUCGAGCUUUAGGGGUGCCCUGGAAGCUGCACGUGUGGAUCGAGUCACUGAGGACGUCCCAUCAGCAGUCACAGACCUCUGUUACACUCAGUCUUCUGCGCGAGUUUGACACCAUAAAGGAAGAAGAUUACUGUGAAGAGCUGAUCACUGAAGGCCUUCCCCUCAUGUUCAACAUAAUGAGAAGUAGCAAGCAGAAUGAUGAAAUUAACAAGCAGUUGGCCUCCAUCUUUUGCCAUUGUUAUGGCAAUAGUCCUCUACCCACAAUUCCUGAAAUCAAGAAGACACUUCCAGCCCAGCUAGAUCCCCAUUUUCUGAACAACCCAGAAAUGUCAGACAUUACCUUCAUAAUAGAAGGAAAACCUUUCUAUGGGCACAAAGUGCUUCUGAUCACAGCUUCUAACAGGUUCAAAUCCCUGAUAAACUACAGCGAAACUGAUGAGAAUCAGGCUGGACGGUGCAUCCAAAUCAGUGAAACUUCAUACAAGACAUUUCAGCUGAUGAUGACUUACCUGUACUGUGGAGCAGUUCAGUCCAUAACGAUGCCAGUGUCCAGUCUCCUCGAGCUCCUGUCAGCCGCGAGUCUCUUUCAACUGGAGAUGCUCCAGAGACACUGCGAGAUACUCUGCGCUCAGAAUAUCAACCUGGACAAUGCUGUCAAUGUUUAUUGGAGUGCCAAGAUGCACAACGCUGCUGAGCUGACUUCAUUCUGUGAAGGCUACUUCUUACAGAACAUGCCAAGCCUGCUGGAACAAGAGAUCUUCAAGACCCUCCUGUUUGGGAGGAACAGCAGAGUGCAGGGCUUGGAGGCCAUCGAAGAUCUCGAGAGGACGCUGGCCAAGAGGAUGCAUUCCGUCUACGUCACCUCCAGGGUGUAAGCAGUGGGCGAAGCAGCCAGGGUGUGUCUGAUGAGACGAACGUGUGCAGAAGGUGCCCUGAAGAAGUGCCCGCUUCAGAACAGAUGCUGAAGUCCUAUCACUUUUAUUUAUGAAAUUGAAACUUCAACUUAAUUUAUGUCCAUGAGACUAAAAUUGGUCAAUUACUGCCGGCGACUUUGUGAGGUAAAGAUCUUUAUGUCCAUUUAGUCACACGUGACUGUCAGUGAUGCGAGGUCAGCAGCUCAAACGCGGCCGUUUUCACGGUUGGAGGUUUCCCUGCUGCACGCUCAGCAGCUCACCGAGUACCCGAUUAGUUAGCCAUUUACUGACAUCGCCACAGAAGAAGCUGGCCACACGUAACAAGAGGCAUUUCGUACACUUUAGUAAACUACGGCCAUCUCUCCCACGGGGAGCGCACACUCUUCAGUCCCCAGCCCGGCAGCAGGUUCUUGGGGUGUUAAACGCGGAGACGUGUCAAGUGGAGGAUAGAGAAGAGUCGAGAUUUGGGGGGGCCGGGACAACCACCCACCAGUUCAUAACGCCUAACGAUUUGUAUUUUACAUGGACUUGAAAACUAAAAGCUAAAGCAAUAAAUACUACAGGCAAGCAGGACUUGACUUUCAGAGUUCAUCUGUGCAAAAGAAUUCUGGGAACGCACACACACACACAAACGUGUAGACUUCCAGAAAGCCGCAAUUUAUUCAAAGCUUUAUUUUUUCAAUAUUUAUAUAAAAUGUACAUUUUUGGUUACUUGCUAAUGUUCAUUUCGUUAUAUAACAGGUAGUAGACAGGAAUAAAGCUGAUUUUACGUAAUACUUUAAUUAAUCCUCCGCACAUAUUCACCCCCUGCCUGAACUUUUAUGGCUUUUCAGAGUUGGCGUUUUCAGCACUGCAGCCAACAGAUAAAAACCGUGAAUUGUUUUGCAACAGCCAAGCGCAGUUCUGCUUCAUUUAAUUAGUUUGAAUUUCAGAAUGCAGGACGAGACACGCAUGACAGCCCUGAAAAUAUCAAUCGGGAAAUUAAACGGCCCACUGAGCUUUGCAUUUUUUGUUCUGUAUAUGAGUGACACCCACUGGACACGAAGGGCAUAGCGGCUGAUUAUUGUUUCUGGAUUAUUAGUCAGUCAGUCAUUAUCCAACCCGCUAUAUUCUAACUACAGGGUCAUGGGGA
Messenger RNA from Polypterus senegalus (gray bichir), 4806 nucleotides. RefSeq names its product ankyrin repeat and BTB (POZ) domain containing 2b (gene abtb2b). Gene Ontology annotation, molecular function: protein heterodimerization activity. The coding region runs from base 561 to 3635 and encodes 1024 amino acids. The transcript is spliced from 17 exons. NCBI's taxonomy places the organism in Eukaryota, Metazoa, Chordata, Cladistia, Polypteriformes, Polypteridae. The record is from RefSeq and is a predicted model, not a curated record.